Messenger RNA from Yamadazyma jaroonii, 1023 nucleotides. NCBI's taxonomy places the organism in Eukaryota, Fungi, Ascomycota, Pichiomycetes, Serinales, Debaryomycetaceae. The record is from the annotation of a GenBank genome assembly.
AUGGUUCACAGGGCAGAAUAUUUACCUCCAACUGGUACUAGUAUCGGUUCAAUCUUACAAGGUGGUUACAAUCAUCAAUUAUCUAGAGAAUGGCAAAAUCCUCGCCAGUUAACUAAAAACAUGUUUAUCUUUCCAUUAUUCAUGUCUGAUAUUGAUGAUGAAGAAACAGAAAUGGUUCAUUUACCUAAAAUGAAAAGAUUUGGAGUUAACAAAAUUGUGAAAUACGUUGAUGGAUUAGUUAAAAAAGGUUUGAGAGCUGUCAUCUUAUUUGGAGUCAUCAAAGACGAAGAUAAAGAUGAAGUUGGAACCAAAGCUGAUGAUCCUGAAGGUCCAGUGAUUAAAACCAUCAAGUUAUUAAGAGAAAACUUCCCUGAUUUAUUCAUCAUGUGUGAUGUUUGUCUCUGUGAAUACACUAGUCAUGGUCAUUGUGGGGUUUUAUUAGAAGAUGGAAGUUUAAACAGAGAACAAAGUACUUUGAGAUUAGGUAAAGUUGCCGUAAAUUAUGCUAAAGCUGGUGCUAACUGUGUUGCCCCUUCAGACAUGGUCGAUGGUAGAGUGAAAGAUAUUAAGUUGGGAUUGAUCAAUGAAAAUUUGGCUCAUAAAUGUCUUUUAAUGUCUUAUUCUGCUAAAUUUUCUGGAGGAUUAUACGGUCCUUUCAGAGACACUGUUGGAAGUCAACCAAGUCACGGUGAUAGAAGAAGUUAUCAAUUACCAACUGGUGGUGCUGGAUUAGCCCGUAGAGCCUUGAAAAGAGAUAUAGAAGAAGGUACUGAUGCAAUUAUUGUUAAACCUUCCACCUUCUAUUUGGAUGUCUUGAAAGAUGCUGCUGAAAUCUGUAAGGAUUACCCAAUCUGUGCUUACCAUGUUAGUGGGGAAUAUGCAAUGUUACAUGCUGCUGCUGAAAAAGGUGUUGUCGAUUUGAAAGCAAUUGCUUUUGAAAGUCAUUAUGGAUUAUUAAGAGCUGGUGCAACCUUGAUUAUCUCAUAUUUCACUCCCGAUUUCUUAGAUUGGCUUGACCAAUGA